AUGGACUCCGGACUAGCUGGCAAACUUGGUCCUGAUAUCCUCGACCUUCUUGAUGAGUUUGUUGGUACCUCUGAUGACUCUGGCAUCUUCUGGCCCCACAGCACCGUCGGAAUCACUAACCAAAGAGUGACUAGUGAUUCUACCAGCCACACUAGCUUGUCGAUGCCACGCGACUCAUCUUCUAUACUGGCUCUUCCUGCUCCGGAGCAUUCUCUACCAAUGCAGCUCGAAAAUAUGAACAUAGAACACAAGUGCCAUUUGGAUGAUGCAACGAAUAGUCUGUCUUCUCGGCCACAUAUAGGCUCGAAAUCCGGUGCCAGCAACGCUGGCAAUAUGGAGUAUCUCAACAACAACUUAACUUCUGUGCCUUCCAGUUCCUCUGUUGCAAAUAGCCGAUCAUGCACCACUCUUCCAAAUUCAAACACUGACAACUUUGGGUCCGUGAGUGGUCAGUCUAUAAGCAAUCCAAUCGCCGAGCCUGACUUAUUUGCUGAGCUCCGGCCCCGAAUAGGAUCAGAUUUGACAGGUUCGUGGAUGCUUUGUCUUGUGAGUGAAGUUGGCGUCUUGUUAAAAUGGGUACCGAUCAACAGCAGCUCAACUACCUCUUGGGCUCGCCCAUCUAUACAGCGAGAAGCGUGUAUUUUCUUUUAA
This is a messenger RNA of Protopolystoma xenopodis, 651 nucleotides long. The record is from the annotation of a GenBank genome assembly. NCBI's taxonomy places the organism in Eukaryota, Metazoa, Platyhelminthes, Monogenea, Polystomatidea, Polystomatidae.